GCGGGGCUGUCUCAGUGCGAGUGUCCGUGCGAGCGGGCGGAGGCGUCAGCCCGCAGCAGAGACGCGCGGUGCGGCUCGGCCUGACUUGCUCCUUCUCCGCGCACUCCCACCGUCGCGGCCCGGCUAACGCGAGGCCGCCUGGACCGCUCUCGGCACUGCCGGCGGUCGGGCGGGCGGUUCCUGAGCACGGCCUGUAGCCGUUCUUUGGCGGCGGCGGCAGGGAGCCGUGGAAAGGCGAAGGCUGCGGCGGCGGGGGGAGCAGCCAUGUUGGAGCGGGGAAUAAAGUGACUUUCCCCCGGGAGGGAGCGCGACCGCCUGCCUGUCGGAAGCGGCGGCACUUGGGGGCAGCGAGGGGAGGUGGGGGCCUCGGCUCCCGGUGGCCGGAUACCGCUCCUGGGCGGAGGAGGAGGAGGAGGGAAAGGAGAAGGGGGAGAGGAACCGCCCCCGGACCCACGGAGCUCCGGCGCUGCUGGCUUCCUUAAGCCAGAAUUAAUAUUGAUAGAAUGAAAAAGUUUAAGAGGAGACUUUCCUUAACCUUACGUGGAAGCCAGACCAUUGAUGAAUCGUUGUCUGAGCUUGCAGAACAAAUGACAAUUGAAGAAAACAGCAGCAAAGAUAAUGGUGUGAGUAAUAAUGGAAGAAUCAGCUACAGUAAAGUGCAGCCUAUUGUGAAGAAUGGCAGGCCUCCAACGUCUCACAGCAUGCACUCAUUUCUCCACCAAUACACAGGAUCUUUCAAGAAGCCCCCUUUACGGAGACCACAUAGCGUCAUAGGGGGCAGCCUCGGCUCUUUCAUGGCAAUGCCCAGAAAUGGGAGCAGAUUAGAUAUUGUUCAUGAAAAUCUGAAAAUGGGGUCAGAUGGUGAAAGUGACCAAGCUUCUGGAACAUCAUCCGAUGAAGUUCAGUCUCCCACAGGUGUUUGUCUCAGAAACCGGAUACACAGACGAAUUUCAAUGGAGGAUUUGAACAAGCGUUUGUCUCUGCCUGCUGAUAUCAGGAUACCCGAUGGCUAUCUUGAAAAGCUGCAGAUUAACAGCCCCCCGUUUGAUCAGCCAAUGAGUCGCCGUUCCCGUAGAGCAUCACUAUCAGAAAUUGGAUUUGGAAAAAUGGAAACCUACAUCAAGUUAGAAAAGCUUGGCGAGGGUACUUAUGCAACAGUUUAUAAGGGGAGAAGUAAAUUGACAGAGAACCUGGUAGCUCUGAAAGAAAUCCGCCUGGAACAUGAAGAGGGGGCACCAUGCACAGCCAUAAGAGAAGUGUCAUUAUUAAAAGACCUGAAGCAUGCAAAUAUCGUUACAUUGCAUGAUAUUGUGCACACAGACAAGUCUUUGACUCUUGUUUUUGAAUAUCUGGACAAGGAUCUGAAGCAGUACAUGGAUGACUGUGGUAACCUCAUGAGUAUGCACAAUGUAAAGUUAUUUUUAUACCAGAUUCUUCGUGGUUUGGCAUACUGUCACAGAAGAAAGGUGUUGCAUCGAGAUCUGAAGCCACAGAAUCUACUCAUUAAUGAGAAAGGAGAACUGAAGCUUGCAGACUUUGGACUGGCUAGAGCAAAGUCUGUUCCUACAAAGACAUAUUCCAAUGAAGUUGUCACGUUAUGGUACAGACCACCUGACGUCCUCCUCGGAUCUUCAGAGUAUUCAACUCAAAUUGACAUGUGGGGUGUUGGAUGCAUAUUUUUUGAAAUGGCAUCAGGAAGGCCUCUUUUUCCUGGGUCAACUGUUGAAGAUGAGCUGCACUUAAUUUUCAGACUUCUGGGAACCCCAUGUCAAGAGACAUGGCCAGGCAUUUCUUCCAGUGAUGAAUUUAGAAACUACAACUUUCCUAAGUAUAAACCACAACCUCUCAUCAACCAUGCACCAAGGCUAGACACAGAAGGAAUUGAAUUGAUAGCGAAGUUCCUUCAAUAUGAAUCGAAGAAGAGAAUUUCAGCAGAAGAGGCCAUGAAGCAUGCAUACUUCAGAAGUCUUGGAACAAGAAUACACACUUUGCCUGAAAGUGUUUCAAUAUUCAGUCUAAAAGAGAUCCAAUUGCAAAAAGACCCUGGCUUUCGAAAUUCCACGUACCCAGAGACAGGACAUGGGAAGAACAGAAGGCAGAGCAUGCUCUUUUAAAGCAGAGCCCAAGCCUAUCCUAUCGAUCAAAGACUCGGAUCUGAAGGCAGUGCUCUCUGUUGGUGGACUUGGAAUCGCAGUUUGUCUACACUGUCCUCUUCACAGUGGAGUCUUUUUAUUUCCAACCUGCAGAUUAUGUUUUUAUAUUUGUUGUCACAGUGUGACAAUUUUUUGUACAGUUGGUUUUAAGGUCUCCUCUGCCACUAGAGCCAGUAGGUUACAGCUGUUGAUGUAACUGUAGCUGCAAUUUUUGUGCAGGACUGAGAAACACAGUGCAUUAUUUAUUGCAGAAACAUUGCUGCUAAAUAACUACUGUCUGUAUAGUUAACACAACAGUUCCAUGCCUGAAGAAGUUGCAAUGGCUUUAUAAUAUGUGAAUGCAUCUGUUUCUCUUCAUAAAAUGUUCUAUUGCUGCGGGGUUUUUUUGUAUUUCUUAAACUGCAGUGUUUCCUGGAAUGUAAACAUAGCUUUGCUUGGCUAUAGGUGAACCAUCUUUAAUGCUUUAAGUUCAUGGCACUUAAUUCCUUAUUUAACAUUGGAAGUAUGUGUUGAAAUAGUUGAAAAAUUACAAUGCAUAUUACGUUUUUGAAAAGCACACGGUGUGGAAGUUGAUUCGAACAAGUGAACAGUAACUACUCUUUGCUCUCAGGCCCUACGUUAGUUAUUGAUAAAUGAGAGCGUGGGGACUGGGUGCUAAAUUUUGCCAGGCUUAUUCCAGCAUCAGAUAUUUGCACGUUGUUGUGCAUAUCGGGCCUGCAGAGGCGAUGACUUGCAGAAACAAUGACUUUUUUACCUUGUUUUUAGCUUAGAAAUACAAAGAGUAAAAAGAUGAUUCAUAAUACGUCUGACCCUGGCUUACUUUUGAAAUUCAGAAUUUUACUACAGAGGAGCAGAAUAACUAAUUACAAGAACAUGGGAAUAACGUCACACUUUUCCCACCUUGUUGCUCUUCCAUUUGCGCAUUAUUCACUUGAAAUCAACUGGAAAGAUGCAAGUUUGUACUUGAUAAGAACUCACUAUACUAUGGAGCUUUUACAAUAGGAACUUGGAGAGUUUUUCAGAUCUUAGAUGUUAUCCGUUUACCAGAGAUAGUAAACACGUUACUACUAUGCUGAUGCAUCUCAGUGAGUAUCAUAAGUACACCCUUGGUGAUGGUUACAGUAUUUUUAAGCAUUUGUGUUCACCUUUAUGAACCUAUUUGUUUAGUGCAUCUUAAAGAGACUGUAAAUCUUUAUUGGUAUAUUUUGAAAUGGUCAUGUAAAUCUUUGGCUGGUAUAUCAUGACAAUAGUCAUAGGUAACUUAAUUUUUCCUGACAUUCACUGUAAAACAUUCAGGGGUCCUACCAUUUCUGUUCAGGAAAUCUUGUAGUUUAUUGUUAUUUAACAGUAUUAAGUGAAUUUUUGUAUAUUUCAUUUUAACUUUAUUUGUGAAUAGUGAUUGUGGCAUGUUUGGGGGUGUUUUAUUAAUAUUUCAUUGAUACUGGUAAAUUUGAAUUGGUUUUUUUUAUUAUUAUUAUUAUUAUUAUUUUCUGGAAGAGAGAAAUUCAUGUGUAAUGGUGACUAUUGGACCACUACUGCUUUUCAGCAUCUGUAAACCGGUUUUACGUUGAAUCUUGUAGACCUUAACAAACUGCUGUUAUUUCUAACUGACCGACCUGUAUUAAUAUUGUACUUUUGAAAGUAUAAAUAUUAUGUGGAAUUCUUUGGUUUUGUUUUGAAAUUUAUAAUAACAAAGGCCCUGUGUUGUUAAAAAAUACAGACUAAGUGAACUUACAGUUCUUGGGGCACCGUUGGAAACAUUUAGCUAGAUCCGUCUUGUCGUGAGAGUCACCGGGUUUAACUUUGGCCCCUCAGUAGUUGGCGCAGCGCUGAAGUAGCGGCAGUCAGAAGGAAGGUGGCUCGGCCACUUUCUAGUUCUUGGCAAGUAAGUCCAGCGUGUCACACGGUGUCAGGAGCUUUGCCUGCGUCUUGGAGCAUCACACAUGUCUGGGAUACAUGCGUGAGUCUCCCACUGACACCAACGGGAGCGUUUGUGUGUGUGCGCGUGUCACAGGUAGAUUUGGCACCGAAGGAAAACCAUUGUCCUGAAAUAGUUGUUAUAUAUAUUUUUUUAUAGUUGCUAUGGAUCUGAUCUAGAUUUUAUACCGAUUAACUUUGUAGGAAAUCUGUUGUAGACGUGAUGGCGUUCAAGCAAGAAGUAUCAGGAAAAAAAGUCUCCUUUUUGUAAAAAAAUAGUGAAGAUACAGAGUAAAUGUUCACUGUGGGUAGAUGUGGGAUUUAGCGUUUCUAGGACAGUAAUCUUUUAUAGGUCAUAAAAGAACAAGUAACGUGACACUAAUGAGUCAAGGACUUAAAGGUUUAACUGGUAAAGUGAAGUGCAUUAAAUUUAGAAAGAGAUCAACUGCAGCUAACAAAAGGAGGUUUCUGUUUUAAGUAGGAACUCGGCUUUUUUUGUUGCAGAUGAAAAAAAUCUUCCCUAAAAGGACUCUGUCUAUAAAGACGUCUUUCUACAAAUCUGCAAGUGAAGCAGUUUGCUUCCUGAGGAGGUAGCUUUAAGAACUCUGGCAUCUGUGGUGAAGCCAGUUUCUUCCCCGCUGUCUAUAAUUGAAAUUCCUGCAUCAGCAGAGACAGUUCCGUGGCAGCUGCCUGUUUGGGGCAGAAGUUGCUGGCCAUUUUCUGUGACACCUUUUUCAUGCAGUUCAGUGAUCUGCCUCCCGCCUGACAGCAUCGGGCACCACGGACCUGCUCUCACUGUCCCAAGAACUGCAGGGGAGCGUUGGCCUUUUGGGAGAAGACCUUAACCCUGACAAAAAUCCAAGCAGAUAGUUAGUAAAAAAGGAUCAUUUUCAAGAUUUGGUCUUGAUAGCCUUUGCUCAAAGAUGAGUGGUCAGUUUGUGAGAAAGGGCCUGUAAGUUGUUGCUGAUAUUAAGUAGCUGUUUUUAGAAGUUACCCAGUGUAUCCCAUAUACCCCGGGGCAGCAGUGCCAAGCCGUGUGUAUGGAUGUGUGUAGGAAUCAGAUGGGCUUGGAGACAGGAGGCAGGUGCUGAUGAGGAUACACGUGCAGGUGAAGGCUGAAGGGGCACGAGGGUGGGUGGAGGAGGGGGAUUUACAGAGUGAGAGAUGGAAAGGGGCAAACCAGCUGCUCAGCAAUGCUCUUGUGGAACGUGCAUCUCUGCACAGCUGUGUUAUUUUUGUGCUGCUUUACCAGAGCAUUAAGUAGCCAGAGUGUAUCCCUGAACUGGGCAAUAAAAGUUAAAAUAAACAAUUAUUAAAGAACCAA
Molecule: messenger RNA, 5394 nt
Organism: Colius striatus (speckled mousebird)
Lineage: Eukaryota; Metazoa; Chordata; Aves; Coliiformes; Coliidae
Gene: CDK17
Product: cyclin dependent kinase 17
Exons: 18
Coding region: 504-2114 (536 amino acids)
Biological process (GO): protein phosphorylation
Cellular component (GO): cytoplasm; nucleus
Molecular function (GO): ATP binding; protein kinase activity
Source: RefSeq, a predicted model, not a curated record